Aspergillus versicolor CBS 583.65 is the source of this 1806-nucleotide messenger RNA. Its product is annotated as acyclic terpene utilization AtuA family protein. The transcript is spliced from 3 exons. Bases 1 to 1806 code for a protein of 601 amino acids. The record is from RefSeq and is a predicted model, not a curated record. NCBI's taxonomy places the organism in Eukaryota, Fungi, Ascomycota, Eurotiomycetes, Eurotiales, Aspergillaceae.
AUGCCCGCAACCCGCCCCAUCCGCAUCGGCAACGUCUCCGGCGCAACAGGGGACCAUCCCCGUGCCAUGCACCGGAUGGCAACCGCCGGUAACGUCGAUGUGAUAGUCGGCGACUGGCUAUCUGAGAUGAAUAUCGCGUGGAACGCCAUUGCGAAGGCGCAGGAUGACCAGGUCGGGUUUGAGCAGGGGUUCCUAGAUCCAUUGGGGAGUUGCCUUGAUGUUAUUGUUCAAAAGGGGAUUAAGGUUGUUAGCAAUGCCGGGGCGUUGAAUACGCCUGCGCUUGCGGGGAGGGUAGAAGAGCUUUGUAAGGAAAAGGGGUAUACUGGUGUUGUUGUUGCGCAGGUGCUUGGGGAUGAUAUUUCGGAGUGUUUGAAGGAGGAUGGGAUGGGGGACUUGAGGCAUCUGGAUCAUGAGUGGAGGCUGGGGGAUUGGCCGUUUGAGCCGCACUGUGGUGUUGCGUAUAUCGGGGCUUGGGGGAUCGUGGAGGCCCUCAAUGCCGGGGCGGAUAUUGUGAUCUGUGGUAGAGUCACUGAUGCGUCGCCGGUGAUUGGGGCUGCGGCGUGGUGGUAUAAAUGGGCGAGAGAGGCCUGGGAUGAGCUGGCUGGGGCGUUGGCUGCUGGUCAUCUGAUUGAAUGCGGCGCAUAUGUCACUGGUGCCAACUUCUCCGGCUUCAAAGCUUUUCUUCCUGACCUGGUUGAUCUGUCCUUUCCAAUCGCAGAGAUCAGUCCAGACGGGACUUGCGUGAUAACCAAGUGCGAAAACUACGCCGGCGCAGUAACAAAGGAGAAUACAAUUGCCCAGCUCCUCUACGAGCUCCAAGGCGAAACAUAUCUGAACUCAGACGUGGUGGCAGAUCUCAAAAACAUCUACAUCGAACAAAUCGCCAAAGAUAGAGUGCUCGUACGAGGAGUAUCAGGCUCGCCACCUCCACCAACUACAAAGGCCAUGAUUGCCGCACAGGCAGGGUAUCAAGCAGAGGCUACGUUCUACAUGAACGGGCUGGAUAUCUACCAGAAGGCGGAGAUGAUGCGCAACCAACUCGAGCAUAUAUUUACGGGACACAAUUUCUCGAAGCUUUCGAUUGAACUGUAUGGAUCGCCUACGGUGGACCCAAAAAGCCAACAGGCUGGAACGGUGUCUCUGCGUGUCUUUGCGCAGGCGCGCAAGAGAGAGGAUAUCGCGGCGGAGAAGUUCAAAAUACCCAUUUACGCUUUGCGCAUGCAGAGCUAUCCUGGAUACCAUAUGAACCUGGAUUUCCGCACAAUGGACCCCAAGCCCUUCAUGGAGAUAUUCCCUGUCAUCUUUCCCCUGGACAGGAUUAACCACCGGGUGAAACUAUCCAACGGCAGAACUAUACAGGCUCCAUCGUCGGCAGAAACAAGGAAAUAUUCUAUCCAACGACCGUCCUACGAGACGAAAUGCCCCAUCUCUCUAUCGGAGUUCGGUCCUACCCAACGUGUGCCACUCGGGAGUAUCGUUCAUGCCCGGUCAGGCGAUAAAGCGGACAAUUCGAAUGUGGGAUUCUUCGUACGAAAUGAGGAUGAGUACCCAUGGCUGCAGUCUUUUCUGACUAUCCCACGACUGAAGGAACUGUUUGCGGACGACUGGCCGAAGGAGAAAGAGCCUGCUGUUGAAAGGUGCGAGUUUCCUAAUAUCCUCGCGGUACAUUUCAGGGUCCUUGAUUUCCUGGGUGGUGGGAUUGCCAGCUCAAGUCGUAUUGAUGGCCUGGGGAAGGGCGUUGGCGAGUACCUGCGCAGUCGGGUCGUCGAUGUCCCGGUGAAGUUCUUAGAGAGGGGGUGGAUAUGA